AAAAGAAAAGGUUCCUUUCCGGCUUUUGGAAGUGUAAUGUGUCUAUAUAAUGCAUACUGUUGUCAUGGGUUCAGCUUACAAUAGCAGAAUUACAUGUAACUGGAGGAAGGACUUGAUAGUUCCAUAAGACAGGAUUUCCAAAGGAAGAAGCUAAACCCAAUUACUCUGUCCAAGGACAUCGUUCCAGAAUCUUCAUCAAUUUGCCGUUGCCAUGGUAUCGUAAACACAAGACACAAGGAGGGAAGGAGGAGUCUGAUUUUAGCUUUCUCAUUGGAGAUUGGGGGUGGUCAGAAUGCCAGCCAUGCUGUCCCAUCAAUCUUAAGUAUUUCUGUGAUGAGAAGGUGUCGGAACAUGAAGCGUUUGCGAGCCAUUCCCACACAUCCUCAAUAGAAAUCAACCAUGCUUGGUGUCCGUGACACAGAAAAAGCAAGCACUUUUGGUGGGUAACAAAGAGCGGGAACAAAUAAAGGUCGCGGCAGAUAGCAAUCAAUGCUUUGAUUGCUGUCCAGAAAAACGGAAUAUCAAAUCAAGAAUCUUAUCAAAACAGGGCUGCCAUCUAAAGAAAGUUCCAAAGGCAAACCACAACUCAUUUCGGAAGGAGGUCAAAGAACAGGACUGAUAGAUGUAUGGAUGGGUCGCGAAAUGAUUAUGGGGAUGUAAUUGUGUGGUUUCAUCGGAAAAUGGGUUACUUUUGUGCUUUUCUGUGAACUCUGCAGAGGGAUUUGAGCGAUAAGAGCUUGAUAAUAGCUUUGGAUUAAUUGCAAAGUGAUCUGGGAAGCGCCCGGUGGACAUUGAAUGAACAUGUGCUGCAAUUAAUCUUGCUUUCUACAACGAACGGAUGGUCUGCCUGGGCAGGAUAUCAUUUCGUGUGAUUAAAUUGCGGUGGAACAGAGGAGCAUUGUGCCGAAAAUAACGCUGGAAAGUCUCAUUUUAGAAACUCCCAUGAAUAAUGGAUGGUGUAGACUCUCUUCUUUCAAGGAACAUUACACACUUCAUUGAAGAGGACCGCUGAAGAGUACACACCACUACAUCUGCAAAUAUUCUCUAGGAUUUAUAGAAUGCAGUGACUUUCGAUACUCCAGAACUCUUCAGAUCUUCACUGCCCGUGCAUUCUAAAGGGAAAAACAACACUCGCCAACUAGAAAAAUCGCCGUCAUUUGAAAUUGUUGAUAAAAUAUAUUCUUUCCAAAUCGCACAUUUGACUACAUAUCGGAUCCCAAUUUAGGACAGUAAACACAAGUAAAUUCUUCAGGUGAUGUUUAAUCAAUAGCAUCAUUCUAUACAAGUACAGCUUGAUGUCUUUGCAACAUUAGUCUACAAUGACUACAGAGUUAUUAAAGCAAACUGCAGGACAAGUACAUUUUAAUUCUUCUUUCUUUGCAUUCAUGUGUUAUUGAAGAAACGUAUCAAAGGAAUACAUCGCCUAACAACAUGGCUUCGUGGAUAAAGGAUCAAAUUACCCGCAGCGGAGUCAAAACUCGCACGCAGCCAUCAAGAAACAUUUUCAAACCCGGGAACACAACUUCGGUUAUUUUCUCGAAAGGGCUCCUCAAUGCACCCGGGGAUAACAACUGUUUUCUGAACAGUGCUGUGCAGGUCUUAUGGCAUCUUGAUGUUUUCAGAAGGAGCUUCAGAGAGAUGAGCGGUCAUGCUUGUAUGGGGAAAGCAUGUAUUUUCUGUGCACUGAAGACUUUAUUCACCCAGCUGCGGCACAGUGAAGAAACCGUAUUACCUCCUGAUGCUCUCCGUACUGCUCUUGCCAGCGCUUUCAAGGACCAGCUACGCUUUCAGCUGGGAUGCAUGGAUGACGCUGCUGAAUGCUUCGAAAACAUCCUAGUGCGUAUUCAUAUUCAUCUCGCCCACAAUAUCAAGGAAGAUCUCUGUGAUGCUAAACAUUGCAUACCCCAUCGCAAGUUUGCUAUGACACUCAUUGAACAUAGUGUUUGCAAAUGUGGUGCUACAUCAGAGCCAUUCCCGUUCACUCAAAUGGUUCAUUAUGUAUCCAGUACAGCUCUAUGUGCUGAAGCUAACAAGAUGAGACAAGACAGAAGAUGGCCAAACACAGAUCAUUUUGGAGUUCUUCUGAGGAAAGCAGGUGCCAUAGGUGAUGUCAGGGACUGUCCUAGUUCAUGUGGACUGAAGAUACAUAUCAGAAGAAUACUCAUGAAUUGUCCUGACGUUGUGAGUAUUGGAUUGAUCUGGGAUUCCGACAAGCCCGAUGUUGAGCAUAUAUCAGAUGUCAUCUGUAAUCUGGGUACUACUAUUCAACUCAGAGAGCUAUUUGAUGACACGGUGGAUGACAGAGCCAAGGCCAACAGUCUGUUCCUAGUUGGUAUUGUAACCUACUAUGGCAGACACUACACCACAUUCUUCUACAACACUAACUUAAGAUACUGGGUCUACUUUGAUGAUGCAGUGGUAAAGCAGGUUGGUCAUAAUUGGUCAGAUGUUGUGGACCGAUGUCGGAGAGGUCAUUUUCAGCCUCUUUUGCUCCUCUAUGCUUACCCAGAUGGUAAAGCUGUGUCGACAGCCACAGCCCCAAAGUUCACAACCAUGCUCAAAGGCUAUGACAAAGAUGACAAGGAAAAUGAAGGGCCACUUGUCCACCCAAACAAAAUGGAAGAUUCUCUGUUACGCAAGGUCCUCGCCGAGCCUGAAGAACGCAUCCCAAUCCACCACUACCAUGGUAACAGUAACAGCAGCACCAUGAGUGGACAGAGUGCAAGCUCCAACGAUUCCCAGAAUACGUUGGUCUACAAGCCAGUAGGGACUGUCCCUGAGUUCCAGGCAUCUUCAGAGACAAAGCCACCCCCAAGGGUUGACUCUGGAAGAGAUGUCAGGAAAAACGAAGCCGUCUGGGAGAUCAAUGAUGAUGGAUCUGUAGCCAAUGCAACCAGAGCUAGUUGGAUUCCGAAUUCUGUCAUUGAGAUUGGGCAUGAGGCAUUGAACUACGUUCCGAUGAAGAAGCCCGGUGAAGGAAGCUAUGCCAUAUCUCAGUUUGCCUUACAAGGACAUGAUGAUCAUGUGGACAAAGGAAGUAGUUCUAAGACAAUGCCUAGAUCUCAGAACCAGCCUGAGAGGCCAUCCUCUGCCAAGGAUUCAUCCUAUGGUCAGCGAAUCCAAGUGCCGAUGUCUCCGCAGCAGAGUAAAAGACCAUCUUCAGCACAGUCUAAGAUUAGUAGACAGUCAGUAAGGCAGGUUUCCACUUCCGUUGUGAGUACAAGUGAAUCAGCGCCACAAAGGACAGACAUGGCAUCCCAAAAUGGAGCCAAGUAUAAUGCCAGGACAGGAAUGAUCACUGAUAAUAAAGAGGCUCAGUCUCCUCAACAUGUGCCUCAGCCUAGCCUCACCUUCGAGCCUUUUGGUAACUUUGCAACUGAAGUCGAAUGUGAACCUGUAGCCCAGGUAAAUGAAAGACUGAAUGUCAAACCCCUGAAGGAAUUUGGUGUGAGACAAAGACCUCAAGACACUCCUACAAAUCAGACAAAUGUUCUAAAUUCGAAUCAGCAAAACCCAAAGACAAAUGUCUUUAGGCAGGGAUCUUGGAGUAGUGGUACCAGUGGACAAUAUUCUGGAGAUUCUUUCCAGAGACCUUCCUCGUCUGAGAAUAAUCAAUCUGUGCAAAGAACAAGUUCUUUAUCUAUCAAACCUCUUGAGAGAUAUCAAGCAUCUCAUAGUAGUAACCCUGAUUUGAAAUCUGAUGCUAAUGAUUUACGAGGAUCGAAUUCAAAUCCAAGCUAUAAUAGUUCUAACGGUGGACAGUUUCCCAAGUAUUCAAGUGUACCAGACCUGCAACGACAGAGUCCUCAAGAUGAUAGAACAGGAAAACAUUAUUCAAGUUCAGACCUUCUUGCAGGAUCAAGGUCUAUGAAGCGUUCUCCUUCAUUAGACCAACCUGUAUCUCCAGGAGGUAUACUGGAUGUUGCAAUUCGCAAUCGUGAACCAACCGUAACACCAAAUCACCAACAGACUGAUGGGCGUCACAUACCACUUAUGAGGUCAUCGUCCGUGACUCGAAAUUCCGAUGAGAAACAAGCUAGGGCAAAGCUCAAUAUACAGAAUGGGUUCUUGACCCUACCUGGAAAGAAACGAGCGAAUCAGUUCCGAGCGAGUAACAAGCAGAGUUUGGUGAGUGGUGGCAGCGGUGGGAUGGGGUACAAUCCUGGACAGCAAAGAGAUGCAAUGUACCAUCAACCCAAUGCCGAAGUCAGGUCACAAGGUACAUCGCACAACGAAGGACUCACCAUGAGACAGACUCCUGAGGUGCAUGUCAGCAAAGGUUUGGACAUUGACUCAAUCGCAAGCAGAGACUCAGGUUACAGGAGUCGAGACAGAUCAAGUGCAAGUUCUGGUAGUGUCUAUUCCCUAGAUGGGCACUCAUCUGAUACUGCACCAUCAAGCGGAAUAGCCCCAACGUCCACUGAUAAAGAUUCCUCGCAGUAUGGACACAUACACCAAAGCUAUAUAAAGAGUCCUCAACCAUCCACGCAUCCGACUGGGAACAGAAGUAACGCCCAAAGAUCAAAGACACCUACAGCGCAACUUGGUCAACACUUUGCACCUGCAGCUGACAAAUUGGAAUCGGGAACUCCAUUACAGCUUCAGAGAACUGAGGAUGUAGUCAUUGACCUCAUGAAAGGUGUUGAAGAACAGUUAGGCUCAUCCAUCAAGGCAGAAGAAGGAGGGGAUUUGGCGAUAGCACUCGGUCUGUGCACAGCAGCUGCCUCAACACUGAAGAUUGCGUUGCGUUUGGAUGGCUUGAAUGAGCAGACCAAACUCUUCCUUCAGACCAAGUACAACACGACAGUGCUGAAAUCUCGAGGGUUACAUCGUAGGUUGACCUUGUUAAGGAGAUCACAGGAGGAUAAGAAUACUGUCAAUACUCCACCUCCACCCCCACAGCCUGACUAUCCAAGAGCCCAACCUAUGCAGAGAAGAGACAGCAGGGAAGACAUGCGGCGGCAAGAGCAGGAAUCCAUGAAACAGAUAGAACUGUUGAAGAAGCGAGUGGAAGACCUAUCACAAGUUCAGGAUACCAGCAGACUGUAUGGCCAGAAGAGUUCUACUGAACAGACGGAUUCUUUAAGGAAUGGCUAUCAACCUCAGCAGUAUCGGAGUGUUCCCUCCUCACCUUCCCUGCAACGGAAUAGACCCAGUGGUAACCAGAACAUGCAGUAUGGAUCAGCUACUAGUACGGCAUCAGGUUCUUCUGUGGGACAUGGUCAUGGUCGGAUCAACCAGGACCCUUCUAGUGGACAGGGUCGGGUACCUCAGGGACAUGGUGCCUCACAGGGAUCCUCAGUAGGUUCAUCAGGGCACCACGUAGCAUCCGCUUCACCUUCUAUCCACAAAGACUGGGCACAAUCCCAGAUUGGCUAUCCAUCAGGUUAUGCCACUGUGGGACGAAGUGCCACACCCCUGGGUUUUUCGUCGACAAUGCGGCAAGCGGAGACCGGUGGUACGCGGUACCGGUCACAGACACCCACUCCCUACCUUGGCUCUGCAAAACCCUCAACCGGCUAUUCGGAACAUCACUUGAAUACCGCAGGAAAUCGUAAUAACAAUGCCAUUAACCAACAGACUGGGAGAGGCUUCCAGAACACACCAAGUGAGGUGCAACCAAGGAUCUACAACCAAGAUUGGGUCAGGAGAGAGCAGCCGAGGCCUGGAUACCACGACGUUCAUCAAGUAUAACAGUGCUAUACCCCAGCAGGGAAGUAUGAGCGGAGCCAGUGCGUACCACAAGCAUCGUAUGGGAGAUAACCUGAUUGACCUGUCUUGAAGGGCCCAGCCACUGACAAAUCAUGGGGAAAUUGAAUCAAUACGAAAUUUGCAAAAGGCCAGUUGACUUGCAUGAUAUAAUUCGUCCGUCAUGAGCGCCCGUUGGACUAAUGCGAUAAAAAUUCAGACAGCACGAAUUUGACCGAACUUGUGAUGGUUAUUCACUUCGGAUCAUCGCAGUUCCAACAAUCCCAAUUCCUAGACUCAUAGCAGGUCUCUUGAUUGCUAAACCAAAAUAAAUAACCUCUGUAAAGUUACAUGUUUCAAAGUAAAAACACACAGUUUACUUCUGGUUGGUUAGUAUACGAACUAUUGCUCUCCUAUCGACCUCCCAGACAUGCCGGCGUCUAUUACAUAACACCCCCAGGCAUGCAGCCGAGUGAAAGACUUGAAUCCCUUCUCUGUUCUGAGAUUAGCCUUGAUUUCCCCAUGAUUUGUCAAGGAGGCGCGAUAGCUCAGUCGGUAGAGCGGGGGUUUCGGAGUCCGGUGACCCGAGAUCGAUUCCCAAGAGGUGCGCUAGUGCCCUUUGGUAAGGCAUUUAUCCUCAUUACCAGGUCCCUCGGAGAGGACCUUAAGCCGUUGGUCCCCUGGUUGCUUGCUCACAGGCAUUCGUGCUUUCUUAGCAGUCAGGUAAAAAACCUCGGUAUAAAAAAAAAAUAAAAAUGAAAGGUCGCUUUAAAGCUGAUCGUGGCAAGUCUUAAUGACUGUGAACCAGAAUGAUAAUCUCCAUCGAGGAUGUACAUAAUAUUAAAAGUUUCACACAUUUAAAGGGAAUGUCAGCUCUCUUUUAUAAUUCAUUUUUAUCAUAUCCAUUUGGAAGUAUUUCAUCAGAAAUUGUUCCACUUCAAAGAUUUUGCCCUUCAAAUGCCUUUGUAUAUGAUAUCUGACAAGAAAUACAGCCCAAAUGUUUAGGCUAUAUUGAGAUUCAUGCCAGAUAAGUCUUUGGUCCUGUAUAUUCAUUUCUGUGUUCAGUGCAACUGCAGUCAAUUGAAUGUUCCAAUCCUCACUUUGCUAUAAACGAGCAAUCAACUUUUUCACGUUCCAUAAUUAACCAUAUUAAAUGAAAUUGUAUGUGAACGGCCUUGAAAGUAAUUGUGUAGUUCAAGUUUAAGAUAUUUUGAGAAAUACCAAAGCAUCAAAAUAAAUUCCAGUUCGGUAAUAUAUUAGAUAUAUGGAAAAAUUAUAUUGUUAUAUUAGUAAUGUAUUCACAGUUUGUAUUUCAUAGCAUACUUUGCUAAUGUACAGAGAUACAGUAUAUGUCUGCAACUCUUAUUUUUUUAUACAAAAGAUUUAUAGUGAGUGUACAUGUGUGUAUAUACUGCGGUUAGUUGAUAAUUUAUGAAAAAAAUGGCUAAUAUAAUAUAAAAUGUAUAUGAAAGAAGAAAUAUUUAUUCUUUGUGAGACGGACAGUCUAAGAUGAAAACAUUGUUUUAGUGGAAAUAAUAGAUUUAAUCAAUCUGCUUCAAAUACAGCACCAUCAAAAGCUUUAUUUUUACAUCUGCUACAAAGGCCCGUAUUCUGAAGUCGGGUUUAACUUAAACUCAGGUUUAAAGUUGUGGUUUAAGUAUGGAGAGCCAAUUGUUACAUAAAUUACUAACAGUAGAGAUAUCAUACUUCAGCUCAUUUGGCUCUCAAAUCAUUCAUAAUUGUCUAGGAAGUAUGAAAAGAUUAUUGUCUUCACCAUCGAUGAAUCAGGAAAGAGCACAGUAAACAGAAGAAACAUACAACUUAAUUAAAAAAUUGAUACUUUUGGCUUCCCAUACUUAAACCACAACUUUAAACCUGAGUUUAAGUUAAACCCGACUUCAAAAUACGGGCGAAAGAGCUUAAUAGGCAAAGUUGACUGUACUUUUCUCCCCGAGUCACCCAAAGACAGAUGGCACUGACAUGUUUUUCCAGAAUUUGUUUGAAAAUGUACUUAAUUCCACUUGAAUAUGUAUCUUUGGAUUGUUUUUUAUCCACUGCAUGUCAUUAUUAGAGAUGCCACCCAUCCAUUUUUGCAGUAUUUUGUACAGGUUUUGUCAAAAAUCAUGGCAGUUUUCACUGGGGAAAAAAUUAUUUCGCAUAUCAUUACAUUAGACAUAUUGAUUGUAAUUAUUACAGCCUUUGUAGAAAUAUGAAUCUAUAUGCUUCUCACCUACUCUUAUGUUCUUGGAUUUCAAAAUAUUGCAGUGUUGUUUAUAUUCAUUUAAAAAAAACACGUCAAGGUCAAUCAUGUAAGAUAUAUUAUCAUCACUCUUGAAUAAGUUUAUGUGCAGUGUUUUCUGAUAUCUGUAUAGUUUUGUGUCUAAAUUCCUUUCUGAAAGUGCUGCCUUUAUGUUUUCAUAGUAGAAUGAAAUAGUUCAGCAUCUUGCCUUUCAUUUUUGUUGUCUAUCGCAGUUUGAUUUAUUAUCUGUUUUAAUCAAUCUGUAGGGUCUAGAUAAUGACUGGAUCUUCUUCUUUGUGAACCCCUUUCAUACAUGUAUACAAGUAUUAAGCCCCCAUCACACUUAUUCGGAAUCAGCAGGAAUCAAGCAGAAGCUGGAACGAAAAAAAUAUUCAAAAAAUCUAGAAAUUUUUGGGAGGAACUUAUGAAUUCACCAAACUGGAGUUGAAAUUCAGUAAAUUGACCAGG
Molecule: messenger RNA, 8395 nt
Organism: Lytechinus pictus (painted urchin)
Lineage: Eukaryota; Metazoa; Echinodermata; Echinoidea; Temnopleuroida; Toxopneustidae
Exons: 15
Coding region: 1432-5694 (1420 amino acids)
Biological process (GO): protein deubiquitination
Molecular function (GO): cysteine-type deubiquitinase activity
Source: RefSeq, a predicted model, not a curated record